GAUAAUCCUAUAUUCAUUGUUUCUGCAUCUCUAACGUAGAGCUGACUAUCUAUCAACAAUGAGCGGAAGAGGCAAAACCGGCGGCAAAGCGAGAGCGAAGGCCAAGACUCGCUCCUCCAGAGCAGGGCUGCAGUUCCCCGUCGGUCGUGUUCACAGACUUCUCCGCAAAGGGAACUACGCCGAGCGCGUCGGUGCCGGAGCUCCCGUCUAUCUGGCGGCUGUGCUCGAGUAUCUGACCGCUGAGAUCCUGGAGUUGGCUGGAAACGCCGCGAGAGACAACAAGAAGACCCGCAUCAUUCCCCGUCACCUGCAGCUGGCGGUGCGCAAUGAUGAGGAGCUCAACAAACUCCUGGGGCGAGUGACCAUCGCUCAGGGCGGCGUGCUGCCCAACAUCCAGGCAGUGCUGCUGCCCAAGAAGACCGAGAAACCCGCCAAAGCCAAGUAAACCGAGUCCGCUCGA
This is a messenger RNA of Carassius gibelio (silver crucian carp), 460 nucleotides long. RefSeq names its product histone H2A-like. The record is from RefSeq and is a predicted model, not a curated record. NCBI's taxonomy places the organism in Eukaryota, Metazoa, Chordata, Actinopteri, Cypriniformes, Cyprinidae. Gene Ontology annotation, molecular function: structural constituent of chromatin; DNA binding; protein heterodimerization activity. The coding region runs from base 59 to 445 and encodes 128 amino acids. Gene Ontology annotation, cellular component: nucleosome. The transcript has a single exon.